AUGUUGGAAACACUCUACAACCUGCCAUUUCACAUACUCGUGCCGCCCAACAUCAAAGUGCGUCGCUUUGCCCUGCCAAUGCCCUCGCCCAUGGCAGUAUUUUCCGCUGUGUUGCUCUCCUACUUUCUGGUCACAGGCGGCAUUAUCUAUGAUGUGAUAGUGGAGCCACCCAGCGUGGGCGCCACCGUCGACGAGCAUGGUCAUUCCCGUCCUGUGGCCUUUAUGCCAUACCGCGUAAAUGGGCAAUACAUCAUGGAGGGCUUGGCCAGCAGCUUCCUCUUCACUGUCGGUGGCCUGGGUUUCAUCAUUAUGGAUCAAACACACACGCCCGGCAAAACGAAUCUCAACCGACUGCUGCUCACGGCCAUGGGCUUCAUUUUCAUAUUGGUUAGCUUCUUUACCACCUGGCUGUUUAUGCGCAUGAAGUUGCCCAGUUAUCUGCAACCCUAAAUCCUUUAAGGACAUUCCAAUUUCGCUCUCUAUUAGUAUUACAAUUUAUAUGUCAGUAGCCUGAUACAACUAGUGUGUAUCUACGAUAACCACUGGUUGAAAUACAUGCUACGUUUCGUAUCUAAACUAAACGCUGUUCUCGGACUAAUUUAAAAUUAUAUUUUUAAUAAGUU
Messenger RNA from Drosophila sulfurigaster albostrigata, 623 nucleotides. RefSeq names its product putative oligosaccharyltransferase complex subunit CG9662. The record is from RefSeq and is a predicted model, not a curated record. Lineage: Eukaryota; Metazoa; Arthropoda; Insecta; Diptera; Drosophilidae. The transcript is spliced from 2 exons. Gene Ontology annotation, cellular component: oligosaccharyltransferase complex. The coding region runs from base 1 to 450 and encodes 149 amino acids.